AUGGCCAGUCCCGAACUUACCGACCUCAUUACCCUGCUGAAGUCCAGGCCCGUGGUGGAAAAUCCACCGGUGGCCGACAUGCGAAAGGGCUUCGACGUUCUGGCGUCCAAAUUCCCCCUCACACCGGAAUUCACCUUCACCCGCAUCGACGCUGGCGGUGUGCCGGCCGCCUGGGUUGAAGCCCCCGGCGCCGACUCUGGGCGCACCCUGCUGUACCUGCACGGCGGCGGGUAUGUCAUCGGCUCCAUCGACACGCACCGCGAAUUGGCCGGUCGGCUGUCGCAGGCCGCCGCGGCGCGCGUGCUCAUCAUUGACUACCGACUCGCGCCCGAGUACCCGUACCCCGCUGCGGUCGAGGACGCGGCUGCAGCCUACCGCUGGAUGUUGGCCAACGGUGCCGAUCCGGCCCGUGCGGUCAUUGCCGGCGAUUCGGCGGGCGGCGGCCUGACGGUGGCCACCAUGCUUGCCCUGCGCGAAUCGGGCGAUCCGCUGCCGGCCGCCGGCGUGUGCUUGUCCCCAUGGGUGGACAUGGAAGGCAUCGGCGAUUCCAUGACCGGCAAGGCGGACGUUGAUCCCAUGGUGCGGCAUGAGGGACUGGUGCGCAUGGCGAGCCUUUACCUGAACGGCGCCGACCCGCGCACGCCGUUGGCGGCGCCCCUUUACGCCGACUUGAGCGGUCUGCCGCCAUUGCUGAUUCACGUCGGCACCGCCGAAACGCUGCUGGAUGACGCCGUCCGCCUCGCCGACCGCGCCAAAGCGGCCGGCGUGGACGUCACCUUCGAGUCAUGGGACGACAUGAUUCACGUCUGGCAUAUCUUCGCGCCGCUGCUCCCCGAAGGGCAGCAGGCCAUCGAGCGGGUGGGCGCGUACGUGCGCCAGCGGGCGGCGUAG
Messenger RNA from Geodia barretti, 891 nucleotides. NCBI's taxonomy places the organism in Eukaryota, Metazoa, Porifera, Demospongiae, Tetractinellida, Geodiidae. The record is from the annotation of a GenBank genome assembly.